AUGGCAUCAGGCGGCUCGCGUAGCAGAAACGGCUGCUAUACCUGCCGCGUGCGCAAGAAGAAGUGCGACGAGCAGCAUCCCCGCUGCGGCAGCUGUACCAUCCGGAAUCUACAGUGCUACGGCUUUGACACCCCUCCUCCCGACUGGAUGCAAGGCAAGCAAAACUGGAAGGAGGUCAUGGCUACUUCGGAAGCCCGACAUCUUCAGUCCAUCGCAGAAACGCAAUACAAAGCUCGCCGGCGCUCCGGGCAGACUGUGAGCAGGCCCGAGGCUGGUCAGCUUGUGAGUGGAGGCAAACCGCCGACUAUACCACCGCCCAUUUGGUGGGAUGGAGGGGUCUGUUCCUCGCUGCCUACUCAAAAGACCUCUCGUGAAGACGCGUGCCUACUCAAGAUAUACCUUGAAUUUGUCUUCCCGGUUCAGUUCACAUUCUGCCCGUUAUCUGCCCCGGCGGAUCAUCGCUGGCUUAUGAGUGGCCUGUGCAGUAACCUUGCCCGGUAUCAGGGUGCUUUGAGUGUCAGCGCCUGCUUCGAUGCCUCGCUUAAAGAACCUCAGAGGAUAGAUGGCAUUGGCCUAAGUGUAGAGGUAGCGAAGCGGAAAGGUGUCGCCGUACAGGGACUGCAGACUCUGGUCACACGCUUCCAUCAACAGCGAGUUGGCCCCAAGGACAUGAUCAGAGUAGCAAUUCAAAUGUUGGAAGUCAUGCAUCAACUACUCAGUCUUGAAGUUUUCAGCAUGUUGGAGGGCACUUGGCAGAUGCAUCACCAAGCGACAAUGACUCUACUAGAAGCUGUUCAGAACUACAACGCUACGGGCUCACUCGACCAAGGGGGGGCUUCCUCACAUUCAUCCCCCCUUGACGUGGCGCUCGGGGAUUUUUCAUGUCCAGAUACCCAGAGGACACUUGAAUUCCACGUCGCUUGUGUCAUUUGGAUAGAUGUCAUUGCCUGCGCAACAUUUGGUUCUCCCUCGCGUGAUGCCCGGCGAUUCGACUACAUACCAUACCUUCGCACUAAUAAACUUAAAACGCAGGGUAUAAUGGGUUGUCAUUCAACAAUCAUGGCAACUAUCGCUGAAAUUACACAUCUGGCUGAUUGGAAGACUGCUCAGAUCCAGAGUAGAUCACUGGACGCAGAGGAGCUUUCCUCGCGUGGUGCAGCCAUAUCGUUGCAACUGAUAGAGCAAGUGCACGAACUAGAAACACAGUCCAUCGUUAAUUUGGAUGAUUUGGAAGCCCGAAGCCGUCUGGUGACUUUGCAAUUCGCCUGCGCUGCUCAGGUAUACCUGCACGUCGUCUUGUAUGGUUUUGGCAUAGAUCAUCCUGAACUUGUACGUCUAGUACGCCGAGGCUUGGAAGGGCUAGAGGCUCUUCCAUUCGGGCUGAUAAUCCGUGCCAACUGGGCAUUUACAAUCAUAGGAUGCUUUGCACAUGAAGACCUGCAUGAGCGUUUCCGGAGACCAGUAAAGAGUCUCAUGGAACACAAGCGGCCUUUGGGGAUGACAUGGAAAGGGUUGAUGGUCAUGGAAGAAUGCUGGCGUCUAAGAAAGUGUCAGCCGGAGGUGGAUGAUUGCUGCGAUUGGAGGAUGGCCAUGAAAAGCCUGGGCAAUCAAGUUCUGCUCGUCUAA
Messenger RNA from Clonostachys rhizophaga, 1626 nucleotides. The record is from the annotation of a GenBank genome assembly. Lineage: Eukaryota; Fungi; Ascomycota; Sordariomycetes; Hypocreales; Bionectriaceae.